Molecule: messenger RNA, 162 nt
Organism: Prunus armeniaca (apricot)
Lineage: Eukaryota; Viridiplantae; Streptophyta; Magnoliopsida; Rosales; Rosaceae
Source: the annotation of a GenBank genome assembly
AUGGAGGGAACAAUGCAGCCAAGCCUGGUGGAUCAACGGCGCCUGAGAGAGGCCGUUGCAGAGAUUUUCCGACAUGUGGUUGAAGAAGGUGCGAAAGGAUGGGGUGGCGCUCGGGCCUUGGGCUUGGGCUUGGGCGGAGCCGCCAGAGGUUGCGGUGGUUGA